Molecule: messenger RNA, 813 nt
Organism: Haemonchus placei
Lineage: Eukaryota; Metazoa; Nematoda; Chromadorea; Rhabditida; Trichostrongylidae
Source: the annotation of a GenBank genome assembly
CAAAAGACCCAAAUGCAACAUCCUCAAGCACGUACGCUACUCAAAUCUAUUGAGUACAUGGAUUAUCCGGAAUUUCUCGACAAGCACUACAAUCAAAUCGAACCUGGAGUUAGCGAUUUGAAAAAAAUCCAUAAGAUCGAAUAUACUAUGGCAGAAUAUCGAACAGUAAUUCAAGAUGCAAACUUGCUUUUAUCAUCAGAGAAAACAUUGAUCGACGUCGAUCCACCGGUGAUCAUAGUCGGCGAUAUUCAUGGCCAGUUCAAUGACCUAAUCAAUAUGUUUCUUCUUAUCGGACGACCACCAGAAAAACGAUACCUAAAAUACGGUUUUUGGAAUGAAUGCCUCAUGCAUCUGGGUGAAAACGGUGAAACUAUAUGGGCAAUGUUCCAGAGAUGCUUCAACAAUCUACCAGUGUCGGCUUUGGUAGCUACGAAAAUUCUUUGUAUGCAUGGUGGCCUGUCACCGAGUUUGGACUCUUUAGACGAUGUCCGAAAUACUUCGAAGCCAGUACGGAAUCCAUUCCGUGGAGUGAUCAACGACAUGUUGUGGGCCGAUCCCGAUUUGAACAUUUUGGAUUGGCGUACGAGCAGCCGUGGCUCAGGAUUUGCUUUCGGAUCACAUGUAAUUGACGAUUUCUGUGAACGCUUUGGGGUGGAACUCAUUGUUCGUGCACAUCAGAUGUGUCUUGAUGGUUUUUGGGUGACACCCAAUCGAAAGCUUCUUACACUUUUCUCUGCUCCUAUGUACUGUAAUUUGUACAGGUGGCCCUUGUGUUUUCUAUUUAUGUCCAGAACGACUACCAUGAGUUUAUGA